This is a messenger RNA of Cucurbita pepo subsp. pepo (vegetable marrow), 3532 nucleotides long. RefSeq lists its product as uncharacterized. The record is from RefSeq and is a predicted model, not a curated record. NCBI's taxonomy places the organism in Eukaryota, Viridiplantae, Streptophyta, Magnoliopsida, Cucurbitales, Cucurbitaceae. Gene Ontology annotation, biological process: protein dephosphorylation. Gene Ontology annotation, molecular function: protein phosphatase activator activity. Gene Ontology annotation, cellular component: protein phosphatase 4 complex; nucleoplasm.
UUUAAGAAAGAAUAAAGGAGAGAGAGAGAAAGAGCGAGAAAUUAGCCGAGAGAGAGUUGCGAAGCUUCACACUGCUUCUUCGUUCGUCUACGGCUGUUUCUAGGGUUUUUAUAUCGGUCCCUCUUCCCCGUUGAAGUCUUCUUCUCUUCCAAUUUCCUCUCCGUCCAACUCCUUCUCUAAACCCUAAUUUCGUCUUCUGUACUCCUUCAAUUCGUCUCUGAAUUCGAAUACUUCCAGCCAAGUUUUUACGGGACACACAAUGGGCGCGCUGGAGAGAUCACAGACCAACUCCAAUUCGAUGCAGCGCGUUAAAGUUUACCGAUUGAAUGAUGAUGGCAAGUGGGAUGACCAAGGAACAGGCCACGUCACUGUUGACUAUAUGGAGAGAUCAGAGGAGUUGGGGUUGUUUGUCAUUGACGAGGAAGACAAUGAGACUUUACUUCUGCAUCGUAUCAGCUCAGAUGAUAUAUAUCGGAAGCAAGAAGAUACUAUUAUUUCAUGGAGAGAUCCAGAAUAUUCAACAGAGCUAGCACUCAGUUUUCAAGAGGCUACAGGAUGCUCUUUCAUUUGGGAUAGUAUAUGCAGCGUACAAAGGAAUCUUCAUUUUAGUAAUCUUAGCAGUGAGGCAUUUCAUAGUGUGAAUAGUGAGCUACGGGAGCUUCCUGCCGUUGAGCUAUCUACACUUCCGCUAAUACUUAAGACUGUGGUUGAGAGUGGAAUUGCAGAUCAAAUGAGGUUGACAGAACUUUUAUUGAAUGAUCAGGAUUUUUUCAGAAAGCUGACAAACCUUUUCCGAGUAUGUGAAGAUUUGGAAAAUAUUGAUGGUCUUCACAUGAUAUUUAAAAUAUUUAGAGGAAUCGUUUUGCUCAACAGUCCGCAAAUCUUUGAGAAAAUAUUCAGUGAUGAGCUGAUCAUGGAUAUUAUUGGUUCACUUGAGUACGAUCCUGAAGUUCCACAUCCCCAGAAAUUUCGUAAUUUCUUGAAAGAGCAUGUUGUAUUUAAGGAGGCUAUUCCCAUUAAGAACCCCCUUGUUCUGUCAAAAAUACAUCAGACAUAUAGAGUUGGCUAUUUAAAGGAUGUUGUUUUGGCACGAAUGAUGGAUGACUCCAUGGUUGCUAGUUUGAAUUCAAUUAUUCAUGCCAACAAUGCAACGGUUGUUACUUCAUUGAAGGACGACAGUACCUUUAUUCAGGAAUUGUUUGCUAGGUUGAGAUCCCCCUCCACAUCUGAUGAUUCCAAAAAAGACUUGGUUUAUUUUCUGCAUGAGUUUUGUUGCUUAAGCAAAAGCCUCCAAAUGGUACACCAGCUUCGGUUGUUCAGGGACCUAAUGAAUGAAGGUAUCUUUGACAUCAUUACUGAUGUAUUACAGAGUCAAGAUAAAAAGUUUGUCUUAACUGGGACAGAUAUCCUCAUUCUUUUCUUGAAUCAGGAUCCAAAUCUUUUGCGUACUCAUGUUGUUCGACAGGAAGGAUUUCCACUCUUUGGACUACUGGUUAAAGGUAUGGUAACAGAUUUUGGGGACAACAUGCACUGCCAGUUUCUUGAAAUUCUUCGUAAUCUAUUGGAUACUUAUGCAUUGUCUGGAGUCCAGAGAGAUACAGUUAUUGAGAUUUUCUAUGAGAAGCAUUUGGGCCAAUUAAUAGAUAUUAUAACAGCAUCAUGUCCUACAGAAAGUUUUAAAUCAGCCAAGAAAAUUGAAGGCGCUGUUGAAGGACUGGGAGAUAAGAAUGGCGUGAAGCCUGAGAUUCUGUCAAACAUAUGCGAAUUACUUUGCUUUUGUGUUCUCCAACACCCAUAUAGAAUAAAGUCUAAUUUUCUCCUAAAUAAUAUGAUAGACAAAGUGGUGCUAUUGACACAACGGAGGGAAAAAUAUUUGGUUGUUGCUGCAGUUCGAUUUGUUCGUACUGUUCUUUCACGCCAUGAUGAGCACCUGAUAAAUUAUUUUGUCAAGAACAGCACUCUCAAGCCUAUCAUAGAUGCUUUUAUUGCUAACGGAAAUCGCUAUAAUCUACUUAAUUCUGUUGUUUUAGACCUUCUUGAGUUUAUAAGGACGGAAAACUUGAAGUUGUUGAUUAGAUAUAUAAUUGAUUCCUUCUGGAACCAGUUGUCCCAAUUUGAAAACUUGCCUUCCAUUCAAGCUUUGAAAGUUAAAUAUGAACAGUGCCUUGAAAAUUAUGAAAUGAAAGGCACUUUGGAGACGUCUGAUCCUCGAAAAAGAAAUGAUGAGCGUGCUCUAGAGAAAGAAGAGGAAGACUAUUUCAAUGAAGACAGCGAUGAAGAGGAUACUGCAUCUGCUGCUCCCAAACAGAAUGUACAGUCACAACCUGCUUUAUGUAAUGGCGUUACUACAAAUUACCCACUAGUAAGUCUUAGGUCAGGUGGUCUAGUUGAUUAUGAUGAUGAUGAGGAUGAUGAAGACUACAGACCCCCACAGAGGGAUCAACCCGACUCUUCAGAUGAAGACAACGAAAUGAUGGAAUCCCUCGGGCAGAAGCGGAAGUUGGCUCCUCAAGAGGAACCUCAGAUGGUCAAGAAGCAACAACUGAGCAAGAAGUACAAGCCAAAAGAUGGUGUAUUAGCUUCCUUGUGUACCACACUGAGUCAGGCCAUCUUACCUGGUAAGAAGACAACAAACGCUACUCAAACUAGUCUGUGUACGCCAUAUGAGAACAAAAGCUCAGGUGAAGCAAAUCAUGAGACAAGUCCUGCUAUUUCUAGCAGCUCUUCUGACAGUAGUAGCAGCAAUUCUGAUGAGGAAAACCGCAGAGAAAAAGAAUCUACAGCUUCUAGAAGUUACCCCAACAGUAGUAUCUUACAUAUUACUUCAGAAAACCGACAGUUAGGUGGCGAUGACCAUCCAUUGAUACCGCCAAAAUCCUCGACCGAAAUGACUGUAAAUGGAUCUUUAAGUUAGUAUUAGCACCAAUCUUCUAUCUGGUGCCUGCCAAAUUUUUAUGAUCUUUCAUGGAUGUGCUUGGUGAUGGGAAAUACUUUACUCUGUGAGAUUACACGAAAAGAGAUCAAUGCACUCCCUGAACGAAAGUGAAUCAACAGAAUCGGAUCAUAGUUGGGUUUGGGGAUUUCGAUUUAAGCCGAAGACGAGGACAUCUUACUGUAUAGUGCGACUGAGCGGGGAAGAUACCUUCUACUCUCUCAAGUUUUACCUCCAGCAUUUUUACUUUCUGUAAAACAUUUGGGCGUAUUAAUUUUGCUGGUUAGCAUUGUCACCUUCUCCUCUCUGUCUCAACUUACUCUCCCUCCCUCGGGGGAUUACAGCCUCGUAUAAUUAAGUUCGAACCAGACUUUGAAAUGUUAUAGAAGAGGGCAUAAAAUUUUGCCCUAUAUAUUCAUCUUUCGUUUAGUUUAGGCGACAGUGUUCUGAAAGGUAGAGAUGAAUAUACAGUGUCGAUGAGAGUCGAAAAUUUUAAAGAUUUUUUAGUCCAAAUUUUAAAGUUGUAGAGAUGAAUCUCAUUUAUGACAACAAGUGUAAAUUAAAUUUUAGUGAGUUCACCUGCUAGCUUUGUUUGUGAAA